AUCAAAAUGGCGGACGUAAAUGAAGGUUCGUCCGCUGCUCCAACCUACGAUUCUGAUCUGCUUUCUGACCAGGCCAACGACUCCGAAGCCAGCUCAAUCGGCGAAUUAGCGAGGAUUGCAGCUAAGAACAGAAAGCCAAAACUUCCUCAUUGGACGUCUUUAAUUGAUUGUCAGGAUGGAACCCUGCUGGAGCAGGUGGAGAUAUGCGUGUCGGAACAAGAGAAGAGAACGGGGGCCGGACGAACGGCAGCCAUGGGCAUGAAAGAUGUGUAUACCGUGUACCUUGUAGAAACUAGAGUGAAAGAACAAGGAGCUAGCGGCCUCGGUGAAGGUCACACGUCACUAUGGAGGAGAUAUAGUGAGUUUGAACUACUGCGGAACUAUCUAGUGGUCACGUACUCCUUUGUGGUCGUCCCUCCGCUACCGGAAAAGAGGAUGACGUUAAUGUGGCAGCAGUUGAGCACGGUGGACAACUUCGAUGCCGAUUUCAUCGAGAGGAGGCGAGUCGGGCUGGAGGGCUUCCUUCAGAGGGUCGGUGCCCACUUGCUGCUGUGCAAGGACACCGUCCUCCAUGGGUUCCUGCAGCAGGAGGACGGAUGGAAGGAUACGGUACUCGCAACAGGAUUCCAGGCAAAGCUGCCCAUUGGAUUAGAGACACAGCAAGACUCAAGACUGAAGAGCUUGAACGCCUCGUUCCGUCUCAAGAAACCGGACAGGAAAUUUGAAGACCUGAAGAACUAUGCUAGCGAUCUACAGAGUCACAUCACUGCAGUACUCAAAGUCAGAGCCAAGCUAGCGGAUAGGCUCUACGGCAUACAUAAGAUUCACGGCAACUACGGCCGGGUGUUCAGCGAGUGGAGUGGCAUUGAGCAGGAGAUGGGGGAUGGCCUGCAGAGUGCCGGGCACUUCAUGGACGCCUACAAAGACUACAUCGAUGACUACAUGAAUGAGGAAGAGCAGAUUGCUGAUCAACUCAAGGAGUACAUCUACUUUGCCGACUCUCUCAAGUCUGUGUGUAGGAAACAAGAGGUACUCCAGUACGAGAUGGAAAAGGCAGAAGAGAUGCUUGCCGCUAAGACACUGCAGAGGGAUCAAAUCCAGGGUAACACACCAAGCAAAUCCUUCUCCCUGCGUGGGAUGAGAUCUAAGAUCUUCGGCCCAGAGAGCCAGGAAUCCAGGGACGCUCAGGUCAAGCUUCUUGAGGAGCAGAUAGAGGAAUGCGAGCAACACCUGAAGAGAUCAACUCAAGAAUCUGUGUCUUUCAUGGAGAGGGCCCUUGCCGAGGUGGAAAGGUUCAAGAAGCAGAGAACUACAGACCUUAAAGAGAUAUUCAUCAACUAUGCUAUUCUACAAAUCAAAAUAUCCAAAAGGGGGAUUGCUGUAUGGACCAACACAAAGGAAUGCUUUGAGAAGAUGUGACCCUGCUCACAUUAUACAAGCAACUCAUGCAGACCAGUAUAACAAGAAAAAUCAUUCCUGAAUCCCAAUGCUUUCCAUAGCAGUGCCAGUAACUUUAAUUCUGGGCUUGGUUUUUAUUUGUCAGUAGAAGUUCAAAGUUGACACUGCCGCUAUCUGUGAGCAUUAUUGAGUAAAAACCAGUGUAGGGGUCGGGUCGCUUGUAGGGCUAGUAAAUAAAUUUACAUCCAGCUUGUAGCUAGUGUCAGGUAAAAUCACUCCAGUCUACACGUUAGGAAAGUAUAAUUAAACUUGCACAUUGGGUCUUUGUAUUAUGAUCUGCCUUCAUCGUAGCCCUCUUGUGGUCAAGUUGAGCCAGUGCUUGAGAUUGAAAGCAUUAUUUGUAUGCAAAGUUUGAUUGUCGGCAUAUGUGUCCUGCCAGAGACUGCUGUGAUAUUGAAAUGCCCAUUAACAAGACAUUUGCAAGUUAUGGGUCCUCAUGAUUCAGUGUCCACCCAUCUGUACAAGAAUUUCAUUGGAGAAGAAUGUUAAAUUUUCUUUUUGUUUAUUUUAGGUAGAAUCUCAGAUCAGUCAGCCUUAAGUGCACUUUGACCAUUGUAAGAUUAAAAACUGCAAUUUAAAUUGUGUAACUUAUUUGUUAUUGUAUAAAAUAUGAUUAAAAUAUUGCCAAUGCGAUGUUUAGACCAAUGAAAAUUGACUGCCAGUUUCGUGGCCAGUUGAAAUGUCAGGGCCACAUGGAUAUUUUGGCCGCAUGAAUACAAAAAACUUUGGUGUUUACAAAACUUCUACAAUCUUAAAAAAAUUUUUUUUUUAUUAACACAAAAAAGUUACCUCUGAGCUGCAAUGGUGUUCUUUCUUGUUUGUUCCAAUAAGCAAGAUAACCUUGUUUCCCGCGGAAAAAAUGCAUUUUGCAAUAAUGAAGUUUAAAAAUAACUUACUGCCAGAGACAUGACUCAAUUUUUUAAAAAGAGGGUUCGAUGUGAAACUAAUGAUCAAGUUACGUUGGUCUGAUGGUGCAUUUAUUUAACAAAAUAAAAUAUUGAAGAAAGUACAAAGUCAGAGAGAGGCAGCUCAAAGACAGUGUUGUAGUUGUCUAGAUUGGUCACGGUCU
Molecule: messenger RNA, 2527 nt
Organism: Asterias rubens (European starfish)
Lineage: Eukaryota; Metazoa; Echinodermata; Asteroidea; Forcipulatida; Asteriidae
Product: sorting nexin-4-like
Exons: 14
Coding region: 7-1419 (470 amino acids)
Biological process (GO): protein transport
Molecular function (GO): phosphatidylinositol binding
Source: RefSeq, a predicted model, not a curated record